Zerene cesonia (dogface butterfly) is the source of this 1134-nucleotide messenger RNA. RefSeq lists its product as uncharacterized. The record is from RefSeq and is a predicted model, not a curated record. NCBI's taxonomy places the organism in Eukaryota, Metazoa, Arthropoda, Insecta, Lepidoptera, Pieridae. The annotation marks the transcript as partial. The transcript is spliced from 2 exons.
AUGGGUGAUGAAAUUACAUUGGACAGAGUGAUUACUGUUGCCAAUACUCUUGAAAUCGUUAACUUUCAACUGGAAAGUUAUGAGCAAAAAGAAAAGAUAAAGACUAAUGAAGUUAACGCACUAAAGAUUAAAAAUAAAAAUGAUUAUAGAUGGAACAGACAGCACAAUUCGUAUAAGGAAGAAAAGAAGACGAAGGAGGAAAUUAAAUGUGAGAGUAUAUACACAUCAACUACUAGAAGAGAUAGUUCUGUCCGCAAUAUAGUUAAUUUACUAUUUCAAACCGAUGAUCCAAGUUGCAAAUAUGGUAAUUCAAAAGCUAUUGCAAUAAAACAAUUUAAUCGGCUUGAGAAUAGGUUAUUAAAAAAUCCCAAACUUAAGGCUGAGUAUGCUUCAGUCAUAGAAGAAUAUAAAAGUUUAGGUCACGUGAAAACUGUGCCAUCACAUGAAGAAGAUUGUGAUGAUGCUGUAUACUUACCUCACCAUGCAGUGAUCCGAGAGGAUAAGGAUACUACCAAGGUCCGAGUUGUCUUCAAUGCUUCUUGUCCAGGAAGAAAUGGCAUCGCAUUGAAUGACGAACUUAUGGUAGGCCCAUCACUACAAUCUGACUUACGUCACAUUAUAAUGCGCUGGCGUCAAUAUCCAAUUUGUCUCGUCGCUGACAUUAUAAAAAUGUAUAGACAGGUUAAAAUAUCUGAAUUACAUACAGAUUUUCAACGUUUUGUGUGGCGCGAAGAUCCUGAUCAAAGACUGCAGCAUCUUCGUCUCUUACGAGUUACAUUUGGUACGGCUUCAGCACCUUAUCUCGCUGUUAGAUCACUACAGCAAGUUGCACACGACGAUGGAGGAAAGUAUCCACUGGCUGCUGAAAGAGUUCUUCGUGAAUUUUACAUGGAUGAUUUUAUGUCUGGUUGCUUUUCUGUGGAAGAAGGUAAGCAAAUUUAUAAAGAAAUAACACAACUACUCCAAGGAGGUGGAUUUGUCUUGCAAAAAUGGAGCAGUAAUAGCGAAGAAAUACUUAAAGAAAUUAAUGAAGAUGUUGAAGAUCAAGCAGAAAACCUGAAACUAAAAAUAGAUGAAAUCAUGAAAAUUUUGGGACUUACCUGGAACAGAAGAACUGAUGAAUUUGAAUACCUC